Molecule: messenger RNA, 2158 nt
Organism: Saprolegnia diclina VS20
Lineage: Eukaryota; Oomycota; Saprolegniomycetes; Saprolegniales; Saprolegniaceae
Exons: 8
Coding region: 23-2092 (689 amino acids)
Source: RefSeq, a predicted model, not a curated record
AAUAAAAACGAAGUUCGGGUCCAUGGCGAACCGGGACGGCGUCGUGCUCCUGUACACGGCCUCGCCGGGCGGGACGCUCAAUGGCCCGGGCAACAUGCUCGUCCUCAACCGCGAAGAGCAGGAGUACCAGAUGGACAUGCAGCGCGGCCGGCUCCAGCGGCUCCUCAGCACGACCAUCUUUGUCUGCUUCUUCAUCCUCUUCCUCGAUGGCACGAACCGCAGCCAGCGGCUCGCGAAAAAGACGACGUCGCACCAGAACACGCAGUGGCCGUACACGGACAAUGACACGGAGCGAGCGACUCAAAUCGCAUAUUUCCAGCGCCUUUUGGGCCUCGAGAUGGCCGACGUCCAGCCGCUCGGCCACAUGAACAAGAGCGAAAACGUCUCGGGUAUCUACUCGGGGCUCUGGGCGCCGUUGCAGGCCGCCGACUACAAGACGCAGGCCGCGGCCAACGAAGUCGGGCGCCAUGUGCAUCCGCAAAUCCAGCCGUACGCGCAGUACGACGCCAACCUCAACCCGUACACGGCCGACGUCGCGUCCUUCUCCCCCGGCGGUGUCUUUUGGCUCGUCCUCACGACCAAGCCGACGCCGGUCGCGGAGAUGAACGACGAUGUGGCGUACGUGACGGGCCAAGUCAUCAUGCACGACAAGCAGUCGACGCUGGCCAUGACCAUGUUCAACGUGCAAGGAGUCUUUCUCCGGCGCAUUGGCCGCCUCACGCUCUAUGGCAACCUCCCGGACGCGCGAGUCGAGCUCGUGUACCCGUCGAUGACAGCGUCGACGUCAUCGCCGGCGACGAUCACUGCCAAAGGCAACGCUUCUUCCUCGUCGCUUACAUCCACCAACAAGUCGGCGCCGCUCGACGACGAGCAAAUGCAUUUUGAAGUGUCGCCGCCCCGCUUCUCCAUCUACAAUGGCCAGCAGCAACAGCGCCUUCGCACGGGCCAGUCGCUCGUCGACCAGUGCAGCUACACGCUCGACAUGAACAUUGGAUCGCCCGACAUCAAGAAGGACGCGUCGGCCGCACCCGUCACCAUGCUUCACCAGCACUCGGUUGCCGGCCUGAACGGCAUUGUCGGCAGCGAAGGCUGUCAACUCUACUGGAGUGCCAACGUCACGUACGUUGGCGAGAACUUUGACGUGUUCUUCUCGAAAGCGUCGCAUUAUGCCAUCUUGAUGGCGCUCCUCGCCAUGUUCCAAAUCUACCUCCUCCUUCGGCAGCUGCAGCUCUCGUCGACGCAAGCCAUGGCGGCCAAAGUGAGUCUUCUCACGGUCGGCGCGCAAGCCAUUGUCGACUCGUACCUGUGUCUCGCGCACUUGACGGUCGGCAUCGUCGCGCAGCAGAUCUUUACGCUCUUUGCGACCGUCUCGUUCUUUGAGCUCAUCAUUUUCUCGAUCUUUGAGAUGCGGUAUCUCUUGGUCAUCUGGAAGGCGCGCCGGCCGCAGAACUUUACCCAAGGCUGGCUGCUCAUGCGGCGCGAGCUCACGACCUUGUACUCGCGCUUUUAUAUCUCGCUCCUCACGGGUCUCUGCCUCAUUUACUAUGCGUGGCACUAUCUCAAUGUGCUCGUCUUGCUCGCGUUUUCGUUUUGGGUGCCGCAGAUCGUCCACAAUGCCCACCGGGAAGUGCGCAGUCCGUUCGAUCUCGUGUACAUCCUCGGCAUGUCGGUCUCGCGGCUCUUUCUACCGCUCUACUUUUACGGCUGCCCCAGCAACUUUUUGUCGGCGCUGCCCGUGUACCAAAUGCAAGUGCAGCCAGGGAUGUGCUACCUCCUCGUGGGCUGGGUCGCGUUGCAAAUUGCGGUGCUGCUCUUACAGCAACGCUGUGGCCCGCGCUUCUUUGUGCCAGCGCGCUUCCUGCCCGUCAAGUACAACUACGAACGCCGCAUCAACGCCGACCAAAUGUCGCUCUUGCGGGCCAACCAUGGCGACGAGAUUGAUUGCGUCAUCUGCAUGGUCGAGCUGGACAUGGACGCCCGGGACUACAUGAUUGCGCCUUGCGACCACAUCUUUCACCGUCCGUGCUUGCAAGAGUGGAUGCACGUCAAGAUGGAGUGCCCCACGUGUCGCUGCGCGCUCCCCGAACCCUAGGUUGUCGACACGUUGUAUAUUUAUACAAGACACAUGUGCGCUUGUGUAACUCGAUGGCGAUGAGCU